UGUAAAAAAAAGAAACUUAUAUAACGAAUUUAAUGACACCAAAUAAUUUUAUGAAUAAUAUAGCUUCCUGUAAAAAAAAAAACUUAUAUAACACUCCAAAUUUAAUGACACCAAAUAAUUUUAGAAACCGCGUAAAAAAAAUAUCCAUUUCCUUUUUCGGGUUCCCUGCCUUUCUCGCUUCUAAUUACCAACACACUUUCUCUUCUUCAUUCUUCUUCUUCCUCACCAAAAAAAAUCAAAUCAGAUUCUCUAGUGUCUCUCCGAAUCCCUAAAUCAAAAGGCUAUGCAGCAAGACCCGAACCCCAGACCCGCCACUGGGUAUCCAUACCCGUACCCUUACCCGAAUCAACAACCCCCCGCAUCCGCCAACGGUUACCCUCCCAACGCCUACCCAUACCAAAACUACCACGCGCCUCACCCCGAUCCACGCGCCCUCCUAAUCCGCCGCCUCUUCAUAGCCCUGAUGGUCUCCAUCCUCUUCUUCGGCCUCAUCCUCUUCAUCUUCCUCCUCGUCGUCCGCCCCCAGCUCCCCACCGUCUACAUCACCUCCCUCUCCGUCUCCGACUUCAACGUCUCCAACAACCAGCUCACCGGAAACUGGGACCUCCGCCUCCAGUUCCUAAACCCUAACUCCAAGAUGUCGCUCUACUACGACACCGUCCUCUGCGCCGUCUACUACGGCGACGAUUCCCUCUCCAAGACGCGGUUGCAGCCCUUCGACCAGGGGACCAAGGAUCAGACCCCGAUCAACGCGACGCUCUCCGUCUCCGGGACCUACGUGGAGGGAAAGCUGGCUGAUUCGAUCGGGAAAGAGAGAGCGGAGAAAGGAAGCGUGGAGUUCGAUUUGAGGAUGGUCUCUGUGGUUACUUUCCGGUACGGAGUGUACCGGAGGAGGAGGUACGUCAGGGUUUACUGUGAUGACGUGGCGGUUGGUGUACCGGGGAGUAGUAGUUCGGGGAAGAUGGUUGGGUCGGGGAAGAGAUGCAAUUCUUAUUGACCUUUAGGGAUAUUUUUACAAUUUUAGGGUGUGGUUUUAACCAAUUCCUGCGGUUAUUGAAUGUAUAAAUCGACGAUGGUCUUGAAAGAAAUGAAAUUUUCGGAUAAUGUCUUAUUUUGUUGAGGAUGAAUGAUUCUCUGUUUCAUUGUUAAAGAUGAUUCUAUUUCUUAUCUUACCCUGUAAUAAGGAAUAAGAUUGUGUGGCCUGGUUGAAGAUAGUCAAACUUGAACGGUCUAUGGAAUGAUUUUGGGUCUA
Brassica rapa (field mustard) is the source of this 1252-nucleotide messenger RNA. Its product is annotated as NDR1/HIN1-like protein 10. Lineage: Eukaryota; Viridiplantae; Streptophyta; Magnoliopsida; Brassicales; Brassicaceae. Gene Ontology annotation, cellular component: plasma membrane. The record is from RefSeq and is a predicted model, not a curated record. Gene Ontology annotation, biological process: defense response to other organism.